Molecule: messenger RNA, 670 nt
Organism: Hippopotamus amphibius kiboko
Lineage: Eukaryota; Metazoa; Chordata; Mammalia; Artiodactyla; Hippopotamidae
Product: 60S ribosomal protein L22-like 1
Exons: 2
Coding region: 1-423 (140 amino acids)
Biological process (GO): cytoplasmic translation
Cellular component (GO): ribosome
Molecular function (GO): structural constituent of ribosome; RNA binding
Source: RefSeq, a predicted model, not a curated record
AUGGCGCUGGGAGGCUGUGUGGGUAAUCGUUCAGCCCCUUGCCAGAGCGGAGGGAGAGUCGCGAAGAAAGACAAGAAGCCUAAGAAGUCAACCUGGAAGUUUAAUUUGGACCUUACUCGUCCAGUAGAAGAUGGAAUUUUUGAUUCUGGAAAUUUUGAACAGUUUCUACGGGAGAAGGUUAAAGUGAAUGGAAAAACUGGAAAUCUUGGGAAUGUCGUUCACAUUGAACGCUUCAAGAAUAAAAUCACAGUUGUUUCUGAGAAACAGUUCUCUAAAAGGUAUUUGAAAUACCUUACCAAGAAAUACCUCAAAAAGAACAGUCUUCGUGAUUGGCUGCGUGUGGUUGCAUCUGACAAGGAGAUUUAUGAACUUCGUUACUUCCAGAUUAGUCAAGACGAUGAUGGAUCUGAGUCUGAGGACUAGAUGAAGUCAUCCUUUAUAUGGCUUUGCUUGCUAAGAAAACAAAUGAAGUAUACAAGAGCAAUGUCUUGAAAUGGACCUUUAGUUUAUCAGUGAAUAAAAAACAUUACUCUGUGUUAAGCAUUAAUCUCUUUUAAGUGUAUGCUGUUUAUAUGAUGCUGGCAAUAGCUUAUAGCUAGUGGAAUUUCUUCGAAAAUUUCUGAAAUGUACUGUUUUUACAAAUGUCCUUAAGUUAAAGUAUAUAGUGAAA